Messenger RNA from Coniophora puteana RWD-64-598 SS2, 5075 nucleotides. RefSeq lists its product as uncharacterized. Bases 593 to 3601 code for a protein of 1002 amino acids. The record is from RefSeq and is a predicted model, not a curated record. Lineage: Eukaryota; Fungi; Basidiomycota; Agaricomycetes; Boletales; Coniophoraceae. Gene Ontology annotation, molecular function: ubiquitin protein ligase activity; cyclin binding; ubiquitin conjugating enzyme binding. Gene Ontology annotation, biological process: protein polyubiquitination; protein autoubiquitination; protein monoubiquitination. Gene Ontology annotation, cellular component: ubiquitin ligase complex; nucleus; cytosol. The transcript has 11 exons.
CAAGAACAGUUCUAGCGUCCUUGUCGGAAAACAGAUGUAAAAACAUAGGACCGUGGACAUCGUAGGGCAGGUGGGAAGGGUACACGAGGGCGAUGUAGAUAGAUGAUGGAUGGCUGGCAGGCGUAAGAUGCUGUUAGAUGCCAUCCUCAGCUCGACCUGCCCUUUCUCCUCCCCAUCCUGAUCUCCAUCUCCAUCUCGUCCUCGUUCGUCGUCGUCACUGCGCUUUUUCGAGGGCCACUCAUACAGCGCAUUUUACCUAACAUACCCCACUUCUGGCACGGUGGCAGUACUUCCAACCCCGUUAGAAAAGUUAUAGCCUCGUCACAUCUUCGCCUCAUCCCACCUGUCCCUUUCCACCCAUAAUCCACUUUUCCACCUUUUGACGCCCGGAAAAGGGUCUACGCCCGAUAUAUGGCCACGCUGACAAGAGACAGACACCUGGAGUCGGUCAACCAGGACCAUCACCCCGACUCGUUGGCCGCGUCUGUCCCCGCUCCCUUUCCCUCUACCUCUGUCCACGAAAAUAUUUACCACGACGACCUUCUCGAUGAGCUAGCGGAAGAGCAAGUCGACUACGGUGCGCCGGCUCCGAAUGGUCACCUCAAUGGCAAUCUGCAACAGCCAGGGAGCAGCUCAGAGCGGACGACAGAGGAGCAGUCGGCACACGGAACGGGAACAUGGGUACAGCGCGGUACAAAAUUCGUGCUUGAUCACACUCAACAACCUCCUCUCAAAUACGGACCACCUCACCACCCGAUGGCAGCCCAUCGUGCCCGACAGGCGCCACUCUGCACCCGUCGCGCCCUCCGUGUCCGCGCCCGCAAGCUCUAGCACCCUGCAGCCCCUUGCACACUCAGCGCUCCACACCAUCGUUCAGAAUCUGCGCAACGGCAGCCAGGACCAGGAAGCCGAAGUCGUCGCCGCCUCAACAGACGACGCCUCGCUGCUCUUUGAGCUGCGCGAGCGCGUGGACGUCAUCGCGCCCACGCUGGAGGAACACGACGCGCCCUUCGCAGCCGCGAUCGUCGCCCUCCUCACGGACCUCCAGCGCCUGGCCGACUCCCAUCCCCAUUCGCAGUCUCUCGACCUCCCAUCGUCACCAUCACAUUUCAUCCCGUCGUCAGACGCCAUGGCCGACUUCCGCAGACAUCUCAGCGAUCUACAAGCGCGGCGCACCUCGUCCACUGUUAGCCAACAAACCCAAACGGCAGCGAGUUAUGCGCCGCAGGGCGCCGCACUGUGGGAGUGCAUAGACCGCGACAUGGAAGCCGUAGCCGCGCUAUGCAAGACCCGCUCCGACUCCAUGGCGCCUCCGCAGCCACAUCCGAGCCACGAACACGAACACCUCCCCCCGCACUACGACGACACCUACGACGCGUUCGAGACGCCCCCCGAGUACUACGCCGGCGACACCUACACCCGCGCAUCGUACGACUCCACAUCCGACAAAAAGUCGCUCGCCACCCCGCACUCCCCCACGCACUCCGUGUCGAUGUCGUCCGUGAUCGCGAACGAAAAGAUGCGGCUCGACUUCGACACAAUGGCGCGCGCGAUCGACAGGCUGUACUCCGUCGCGCCGCAGCUGCACAAUCAGCGGGUUGAGCUCAAGCGCGCGAAGCUGGACGAGAUGGAGAACGCGCGCCGUGCGGGCGCGGAGGGGCGGGAGCCGGAGGAGCUGGAGUUGGAUCGGAUGCUCGAUCUGCUGGGCAAGGCGAGCGCGCGCAAGAUGGCGGAUCAGACGGUCGUCAUGGAUGGCGCGCGCAAGGUGCGGAUCGAGAGCGCGCAGAAGCAGUAUCAGAAAGAGCGCAACGCCUUCGUCGAGCACGUCAUGUCCAAGUCCGGCGCGGGGCGGCUUCACGGGCAAGACGCCGUGCGUGCACCGACAAAGAUGCAGGUGGAGCAAGGCGCGGACGUGGCCAUCUCGCUCCCCGAGUUCCUGCGCGAACCGAUGCCCGCGGCAACGCGCACGAUGGGCCGGGCGGUGUCCGGUUCGGGAUCGGGGGCGGGAACGUGGUCGGGGUCGGGGUCGCCGCUGACGCGGGAGAAGGAGGCGGCGAGGAAGGGCUCGCCGCCUGUUUUGGCGAACACUGGCGCGAGUGCGAGUGCUGGCGCCAGUGGCAGUGGUUGGACGGUGGGCGGCGGACACGGACACUCAAGGCUGCGCAGCCGGAGCAUGUCGGCGCCGUCGAUGGCGUGGUUGCGCCCGUCGUCGCGCUCGGGGAAGCGCACGCCGAAGAACGGGAGCCGGCCGACGUCCGCGAGGGGGCUGAUGCCGGACGAAGCGCGGGCGCCGCCGGCUGCGCUGGACGUGUCGUUCAUCGCAGAGUACCACGAGACGCUGAAGCACAUCCUCAUCUUCGUCUCUGUGUCGAAUAUCCCGCCUGGAUCGCCCAUCGAGGCCGAGGUGCUCCCCUGCACACCCGACAGCGCGACGGCGACGACGAGCUGGCUCGUCGUGCGCUCCGGUACCGCGUCGUCCCCGCCUCUGCCUCUCCCCGUGCGCGUGCCCCCGUCCCGUCCUGUCGUCUCGGUGUCAGAGCACCACUUUGAGCUCAAGCUCAGUGUCCCCUCCGGCUCGGGCUCGGGAUCAGGCCCGGGAUCAGGGUCGGGCGCGGGCGCGGGACAGGGCUUCGCGGAGCACGACGACCCGCCGGCGCUCAUGAGCGCCUCGCACCUCUCCCGCGCCAAACCCACAUCCUUCGCAUGCGCAUCGUGCUCGCUCCCGCUCGUGCACCCGCCUCCACCCGCCUCUGGUUCCACCCCUAAUUCCACAACAGGAGGAGGCGGCGGCGGCGGCGGAGGCGGAGGGCAAGGCGGAAUAGCGUACAGAGACCUGCCGUCGGAGCACUGGGAGGAGCUCGUGGACGCGUGGAUGUGCCACGCGGACCAGACGCUCAACGAGCAGGUCGCGCGCACGGGGCGCGACGGGUUCUGGCCGACGGGGCCGGGCGUGGCGCUGGUUGGCGGGAGCUAUGUGCUGUUUCAUGGCGGGGUGGUUGCGUGUGGGAAUUUGGCAGCGGGGGAUCUUGAGCCGAAGGGCGACGAUGACCGACGCCUGGUCCGGUGCCUCUGCGGUGCAGUCGUAGGGCGGGUGCACGACCGCCACACUGCGGACGGCUCGUCCGAGCGCAUGUUCCGCCUGUACAAGUACGCCAUCCGCCCGAUCACUCCUUCAGCUGGCCUGACUAAAGUCCCCCUGUCCGCAUUCGUCCUCGAGGACAUGCUCGAGCACGUUCGCGCACACGCGACGUACCGCUUCGUGCUCUUCGACGAGGAAGAAGAGCGCCCGCGGAUGCUCGUGUGGCUCUUCAAGCCGCGCAUCCGGCUGUCGUAUAUGCUCCCCACGCCGUACUUCCUGCGCAAGAGCGGCGCGAUCGACGCGAGCAAGGUGCUGUACAAGAUCCUGGGGCCGGCUGAGCCGGCCGUCGAGCUGACAGAGCUGCUGAACCGGUAUCCGGGCUUUCCGCAGGCGGAGCACCUCUAUUACCCGCUGGGUGUGUGUCGCAAGCUCGCGGGCUUGCUCUCGGAGAGCAAGCACUCGUACCCGCAGAGCAUGCGGAGUAUGACCGGGCUCGAUGUCGGGUGGCUCCACCGCGCUUAGACGUCGUCUUUUGGCUUUCUUUCGCCUUUGCCUUUACACAUCGCCAGUCGUUCCAUUUGCCGCAAUAUUCUGGCAUGCAUCGCUUCUGCAAUUACAACCACAUCACACGCAUGCCUAUUUGGUUUGGAAGAUGUUUCUUCAUUCUCUCUUUGUCUUCCCUUGUGCAUCUUGUUGUGUCAACUCAUCAUCCGUGUAAAUUAUCGCAUGUACCAUGACGGAUAUUUCUGAGGUGCAAUAGAGGUAGCUAGAUGGUUUCUCUAAAUGUAUGGAGGGAAGAUGCUAUUACGAUGCCCAAAGCACGAACUUUCACAAAGCGUGACAAGGGGAUAUGUGCCCAAAUCGUUUAUCCCUCGUUGGCCUCGGCCUCUAGUAUUUCGCGCUCGAGCCGCGCUCGCUCAGCCUCGCGCAUGCGAAGUAACGUCAUCGACUCAAAGUCGAGGCCGGUGGGUGGAGGCGCUGACGGCGCUGACGGCGUCGUAUCAGGAAAGGUACUCGGGAAUGAGCUGAACGGCGCGGAUGAUGACGAUGAUAACGAGUGCGGUGAUGAGCUUCUGGGCUUAGAGGAGCCGUUGGCGCCAUUGAAGGGCGGUGGCGAAGUGCUUUCCUGCGCUGGAGCUGGAGCGGGCGACGACGCUCCCUUCGGCUGGCCGCCCAGCGCCCCGCGUUUCCGGAGCCAGCCCAGUAUUGGAGGCUCAGAUCCACCCGCCCAUGCGACCUCCAUAUCCAGUAGAGUGUUUCCAGUGACGGCGGCGUAGGCAGAGGCGAGCUGGGCGAACGGAACGAGCGCGGUGACGAUCAUCGAGCCUUCUUCUCCUGCGCCUGUGUCUUUCGCCUUCGACUUCUUCUUCUUCGCCUUCUUCGACAUCACCACCGAGUCCUUGUCGACCGCCCCGAUCCUCGAAACGUGCGCAGCGAGCGCCUCGCCCGUGUCCAGCUCAGGAUGCUUCUCCGCCGCGUACUUGAUCCGCACCGUCGUAUCCAGCGCCCCAAGCGGGGGCGGCACAUCCUCUUCCUCUUCCUCCUCCUCCUCCCUCUCCCUCCGCGCCUGCUCUCCAGCAACAGCCGACGCCCGCUCGCGCUCCUCGCGCAGCCUCUUCCCCUGCUCCAUAAUCCUAUCGUUCUCAUACUCCCGGCGCUGCCUCUCCUCGCGCGACACCCGCGCGCGCUUCACCGCCUGCUGCUCGCGCUCCUCGAGAUCCGCAACCAUCUCGCGGCGCUUCUUGUCGAACGACGAAAACCGCGCCUUCUUCGCCGCCUCCGCGCGCAGCUGCGCGUCGAGCGCGAGCCGGCGGAGGGGGUCGAGCAGGAGCGCGGAGGCGAGGGUGAGCUCGUGGAAUUUCUGGGCGGCUUUUGGGUCAUUGCGAUUCCUGUCUGGAUGGACCUUGAGCGAGCGAGAGCGGUAUGCGGUCCUGAUCUCAGCUUCAGUCGCCUGAUCAGAGACACCGAGGAGCUCGUAGGCAUUGGGCUCCUUCUC